Molecule: messenger RNA, 2601 nt
Organism: Portunus trituberculatus (swimming crab)
Lineage: Eukaryota; Metazoa; Arthropoda; Malacostraca; Decapoda; Portunidae
Exons: 1
Coding region: 1-2601 (866 amino acids)
Biological process (GO): DNA integration
Molecular function (GO): nucleic acid binding
Source: RefSeq, a predicted model, not a curated record
AUGGCAGGAGACAUAAGUAAGAUGUAUAAUUCUGUGCUCAUUUCGGAGCUGGACCAGAUGACGCACAGGUUCCUAUGGAGGGAUAUGAACCCUAACAGAGAACCAGACCACUAUUGUUUGCAAACAGUGACCUUCGGAGACAGACCAAGUGGCAUAAUUUCCAUAACAGCGCUACACAUGACAGCGAAAAUGUUCAAAAAUAAAUAUCCUGAAACAUCCGACAUGAUCAUUAAUGAUUCCUAUGUCGAUGACAUUCUCCAUUCAUGUGAGACCAUCUCAGAAACCUAUAGCAAAAUAAAUGCCACAGAUGAAAUCCUUAAGGAGGGAGGAUUUCAAAUAAAGCAAUGGGUGAUUUCGGGCCACCAUGACAUGACAGAGGAUGUGAAAGUAAUUGAUACCGAGGUCGAGAAAGUGCUGGGCAUGAUAUGGGAGCCAAAGGAGGAUCAGUUUUCCUUCAAAGUAAGAAUCAACUUCUCAAAAAGGUGCAAGAAUGUCCGCCCUGGGCCUGAUCUCACAGCAGAUGAAAUAACACACAAACUGCCGAGCAGUUUGACAAAAAGAAUGGUUCUGAGUCAAGUGGCUUCACUAUAUGACCCUCUGGGCUUACUGACACCUUUCACAGUCCAGUGCAAACUACUACUGAGAAAACUCAUCACUUUGAAACGGGAACAAGACGGAGUGGAGCAAACGCUGGGUUGGGACGAUCCAAUUCCUGAUGAUGUGUAUGGGGAAUGGGUGUGCUUAUUUAAAAACAUGUUUGCACUAGAGAAAAUAAAAUUCCAGAGAUGCAUUAAACCGGAUUCAGCAAUCGGUAAACCUACGCUUGUUGUGUACGCGGAUGCUAGUAAUAUUGCUUACUCAGCUUGUGCAUAUGUUCAUUUUCAAUUACAGGAUGGCACACACUCGGCCCAGUUACUUGCAGCCAAAAGUAGAAUAGCUCCCCUACGACAAAUGACUAUUCCAAGGCUUGAACUCUGCGCAGCCGUGCUGGCUUCUAGGUUACGUAAGACAAUCGAGAAGGAGUCAAGGUUUGUAGUUGAACGAGUGUUCCAUUUAGUUGACUCACAGAUCGUGCGAUCACAGAUACAGAAAGAAUCUCAUGGAUUUGAAACAUUCGUGGCCACAAGAAUCGCAGAGAUCCAAACGCAUACAGACCCCAGUGAAUGGUGGUGGGUGGCUUCAGAUGAUAACGCUGCCGACUGCGCCACACGUCCCCAGCAUCCUCUGAGUUUGAGGUCCGAUUCUGUAUGGCAGAAGGGACCAGAGUAUUUGACUCUUCCUGUCGAAGAAUGGCCAAUCAGUCAACCCUAUGUGCGAGGGCUUCCUGAUAGGAAUGGCACAUCACUUUCAUGUAAGACUGAGAGUAAUCAGAACACUAAACAAUCCCUAAUAGACAUUGAAAGUUUCAGUUCUUAUGAGAAAAUGAUCAACACUACUGCAAUCGUCUUGUCCAUCUGCAAGAAGAAAACUUUCCACAACAUACUGCAGAACAUUACAUCUGAGAACCUAAGGGAAGCAGAACAUUACUGGGUGAAAAUGGUGCAGAAGGAGUUCAUAGACUGGGAAAGAAGAUUCGCAAGGCUAGGACCUAGUAAAGAUGAAAAUGGGAUAAUUGUAGUCGGAGAAAGGAUUAGCCAGUGGCUAAAGGACAGUUGGAAUCAGAAUCAGUUUAUACUGCUCUCGAGAAAACAUCCUUUCACUAGACUAUAUAUCCAUCAUCUCCACAACCUCGAUCAUGGUGGCGUGGACAUGACUUUGGCAAAGCUGCAAGUAAAAUUUUGGGUUCCAGGAGCACGCAGGGUAAUAAAGUCAGUAAAGGAGAAAUGUGUUAUCUGCAAGAAGACUGACAAAGUAAGGAUGGAACAACAAAUGGGACAGCUCCCAGAGCAGCGUUUAAAACCUGCGCCUGCUUUCUUCAACACCUCGCUGGACUUAUUUGGCCCGAUGAUGAUAAGAGAUACUGUUAAACGUAGAGUAAGAUCAAAGGUGUAUGGCGUGAUAUUUACUUGUCUCACUAGUCGUGCUGCAUACAUUGACCUGGCGGAGGGAUAUGAUACUGACAGUUUUCUAAGUACGUUCCGGCGAUUUGUUUCAGUACGAGGAUAUCCUCACACAAUCCACUCUGACAUGGGAACGCAGUUAACAUCUGCCAGUAAGGAAAUUAGGGAUAUGACUUCCAGAUGGAAUGUCACUGAGAUAUCAAAGUUUGGCUCACAUCAGGGAACAGCAUGGUCUUUCAACAAAUCAGCAGACGCACCAUGGCAGAAUGGAGUGUGUGAGGCUCUCGUUAAGUCAGUGAAGCGACUAUUGGUCAUUGCCAUUGGAGAAAAUGUGUUGAGUUUUGGUGAGCUGCAGACAGUGGUAUUUGAAGUAGCAAACUUGUUGAACGAACGGCCAAUAGGACUCAAACCGGGUUAUGAUAUAAACUUGGGUACUUACUUAUGUCCUAAUGACUUGCUGCUUGGUCGCGCUAGUAACAAAGUACCAAAUGGACCUAUGGUUGAUACUACUGAUGUGAGAAAAAGAUUCAGUCUUAUUCAGAGUAUUAUAACAUCGUUCUGGAGGCGAUGGAUGAGGAUUACUUCCCACAUUAACAGUUAG